CUAUGUUCCCUUAUAUCCACAGCUCGCCACACGUCCCCUCUCCACUCCACUCCAAGCCGGCUAGCCCGCCGUCGCUGCCGCGUUCGCCACACGCGCCCGGCCGAUGGACACGGUUGCUCCCCGCCUGAGCCGCUCCUCGACGCGGUACGGCCCCGUCAGCAGCAGCGCCGCCUCCUUCAGCGGGCCCGUCAGGAAGUGGCGCAAGGCGUGGGUGCCCCUCGCCGGCGCCGGCGCCCCCGGCCCCGGGCCCAGGGGAGCGGCUUCACAAGGUAACAAGGUGGUGCUGUUCAGGUGGAUGCCAGUGAACGGCGGCUCGGGUGGGGGUGGGGCCGACGGCGGCAUGGAGCCGGCGGCGACCAGGCGGCGCUACGUCCCGGCCGCAGGCGAGACACAGAACACUACCAAAAAAGGCAACAGCAGCGAGCUAAACUUGAACCUUGAGUUGGAAGACCCUGAUGAUGACACUGAUGCCGAUUUGAGCACGGAUGAGCAAGGCGACGCAGAUAACCCACAACCAGAGAGCCGAUUGAAGAGGAAAGCCUUUUAAUCCCUGACCUUGAGAUAGGAUCUGAGCAUCUGCUCAUAUUCCGUAGCAAGGCCUCUCGUUUUACCUAAUUAACGUCUAUUGUUGUAGCAUGUAACUUGUAUCAGCCACCCUCCCUUGUUUGUUUCAGUCUAGAACUAGAAUGAUUCGUCAUCUAUGUUUGUCACUGCCAAUUGAGCGGUUAUCAUUUGUCACUCUUGUAAGAUUGUCAUGGAUUUGUGAUGUACUAUGUAACAUGGUAAUGUAAGAUGUAGGAGCUCCGAGGUUGGCAACCGUGCAUUUACAAAAAGAAUGCAUAGACCGCUGCAGCCUCUUGUUAUUGUACCUUUAGGGCAAUUGUAUUUUUGCCACUUGUUUGA
Phragmites australis (common reed) is the source of this 903-nucleotide messenger RNA. RefSeq lists its product as uncharacterized. The transcript is spliced from 2 exons. Lineage: Eukaryota; Viridiplantae; Streptophyta; Magnoliopsida; Poales; Poaceae. The record is from RefSeq and is a predicted model, not a curated record. The coding region runs from base 104 to 547 and encodes 147 amino acids.